Messenger RNA from Magallana angulata, 1939 nucleotides. RefSeq lists its product as uncharacterized. The transcript is spliced from 10 exons. Gene Ontology annotation, biological process: regulation of transcription by RNA polymerase II. The record is from RefSeq and is a predicted model, not a curated record. Bases 10 to 1914 code for a protein of 634 amino acids. Gene Ontology annotation, cellular component: nucleus. Gene Ontology annotation, molecular function: DNA-binding transcription factor activity, RNA polymerase II-specific; zinc ion binding; RNA polymerase II cis-regulatory region sequence-specific DNA binding. NCBI's taxonomy places the organism in Eukaryota, Metazoa, Mollusca, Bivalvia, Ostreida, Ostreidae.
UUUUUUGCCAUGAGCUUUACCGACAGAUCGUGCAGCAUUCAAGACCUGUGCAUAGAUUCCAAUUCUGGUCAUGGCACUGCUUUUGAGAGCUAUGGGAGCGACAGUUGUAAAUCUGAAGAUAUCCUCUCCCACAUGACUGGAGAGUGGGCGUGUCCGAGUACUGACAGCUUCCUCAACGAGUCAAUUUCCUGCAACUCUACCUUGUCAACGUGCAGCUAUGAAGGCGAAUACCACAGCCUCUUACAACAACUGUCCUGUAUGGUUCCCCCCAGAUUCUUGGGCAUCCCCGUUGACGAGUACAUAAUCGUUAAAGGCGCCUCAAAAUAUAUAAAUCAUCUAAGACAAAUACUGGCAAAUGACAAUGGACAAGAAAGUGCAACUUCAAAAACACAGACGGGAGUGUUCGUCCCAAAAUCCUGCUCGGAGCACCUGCGUCAUGUUCAAACCAACAGCACCAUUAACAUUCUCAGUCAGUGCGAUGAAUGGAGCAACCAGUCGAGCGUAGAGAGCUGUUGUCCUCAGGUGCCGCCAGUGUCGAGUUCGAUUUUUGAGGACCACCGAUGUCCUCUUGUACCAUCAAUGUCAACCUCGGUCUUUGAGGACCACCGAUCCGCUACAAUUUCACAAGCCUCGUGUGUCUAUGCAAACUCUGUAUGGCAAAACAAAGCUCCAAAUCACCAGCAGCUAACUCAACCAGAACUGUUUUUCCAAAAGAAUCCUGCGACGCCAGACAAUAGAGAUACCUUUUCGAACACUUCUCAGAAACCUAGAAGGAACUCUUACAGAGUUUUAAACGACCAUACAUUUUCAGAUAUAGUCCCCUGCUCUGAAAACAACGAAUGCGUAGCAAAUACAACGUCCAUGGGCCGGGACAGCUUUCCCUGGGUAGAUUACUGUCACCGAGGUCAGAAUGACCAUUUUACCAGAAUCAUGGACCCUGGUCUUAGAGAUUGCCUGCCUGCAGAAAUCUGCAACAUCUAUGAAUUUAACUCUCUUGAAAAAUACCCAGUCCUCUCCUCCCUUCUGGAUGAUGAAGCAGACGAUGCCAUUAGAAAGAGUGCACUGCCGUGGACUCAUGGUCAAUCUUUCGUCUCCUCAAUGAAACAUUUUGAUAACUGGGAUUUUUCAGAGAGAGAUGACGACGAUGAUGUGUUUGUAUCCCCUAACCAAACCGAGCCCGACCCUACUACUGAAAAAAGAUACAACACUACUGGUAAAAAAUACACAGAGAAAGGCCAGACUAAAGGGUUGAGAAGGCCCAAGAACGGUUUCAUACGAUUUUCUGUGGAAUAUCGAAAACGUUUGGCCCAACAGCACCCCAAGCUGGACAAUCGAGAGGUGUCCAAGAUGCUGGGCGCCAAGUGGCGACGGAUGAGCCACGAGGAAAAAAUUCCCUAUGAAAUGGAAUUUCGUAAAGAUAUCUCCGAACUCAGAACAAAACACCCAGAAUGGCGGUAUGCUCCCUUGAAGCAAAUGGAAACGGAGCACAUAGAACCGAUGCCAAGUCGCCUGAGACCCCGCGACAAACUCAAAAAGAAGUUCUUGCCAACGAUCAUUAAGUAUGGACCGACCAUCUCGGAAAAACGACAACCACGUGGUUCCCGAAGGAAGCGAGGGAAAAUGGCCGCCUUCAGCACUUAUAACUCGUUCGCCUGGUUUCAGUGCAAGCUUUGCUACAGGUGGAGAUAUGUGCCGUGUAUUGAUGAUGACAAUCUUCCUUUGUAUCAGUCUAUGUGGUUCUGUCACAUGAACCCCGACCCAACAUGCAACUCGUGCUUUGCUGAAGACGGACUGUCCACAAGUCACUCCGUGAUGACGUCAUCGGUUGCCAGUGGAUACCAGCCUGUCCCUUGCAGUUCUGUCUCGAUCUUUACAACCGCAGCCAAUUUGCCUCUGCGAGCAAAUUUUCUGUGAAUUUCAAUUACAUGUAUCACGUUUU